AUGAAAUGGUCUAGAGAAAGGAUAUAUCGUACUCGAUUGAUGGGUUGGACACGCGAAGAGAAUAGACGUUUUGAGGAUGCUCUUGCGGUUCAUGGCCCUGACGACCCAAAUCGGUGGCAACAUGUAGCCAACGCCGUGGGUGGAAAAUCCGUAGAAGAGGUGAAAAUGCACUAUGAGAUCCUCAAGGAAGAUGUCAUUCGAAUAGAGCGUGAUCAAAUCCCACUACCCAGGUACAGAGGUGCUGGCAUCAACGGAAGACACAUUGACAAUGAGCAAAGGCGAAUGAGGAAUCUGACUCUGCGGUGA
This is a messenger RNA of Sphenostylis stenocarpa, 306 nucleotides long. NCBI's taxonomy places the organism in Eukaryota, Viridiplantae, Streptophyta, Magnoliopsida, Fabales, Fabaceae. The record is from the annotation of a GenBank genome assembly.